Messenger RNA from Linum trigynum, 2806 nucleotides. Lineage: Eukaryota; Viridiplantae; Streptophyta; Magnoliopsida; Malpighiales; Linaceae. The record is from the annotation of a GenBank genome assembly.
AUACCUACAAAGUGAAAAUAAAAUAACCUAAUUUUAUCUAAAGAAAAGUAAAAUUGAAGGAGUAAACUAGUUUUGUUUAUUUUCACCAUUUCCUUUGAACUAAGGAAUGAUAUAUUUUUUUUUAUUUGCUAUUUUAUCGGUGCGUACAGAAGACGCGUCGAAAUAAAAACACAGAAUAAUGUAUGGCUGUAACCGGACCACACAUUUUUGUUCGAAAAGCCAAUGACAAAGCUCAACUUCAUUUUUUUUUUUUUUUUGGAUUAUAUAUAUCGAAGAAGUGAACUUUCACGAACAAAUCAGCAAUAUAUUUCAGACAAUUCCAAAAGAUAGCAGUUCAAUUCAAAAGUCGCUUCAUGUUCUUCCUUUGAAUCUCCUUGGUUACCUUCUCUUCUUCUUCUUCUUCUUCUUCUUCUUCUUCUUCUUCUUCUUCUUCUGCUUCCUAACUCUCCCUCCUUCUUGAGCCUAGCUCCAAGAGAAUCACGGAGCAAUUUGGAGCACCAAAGUUGCGCCAGUUUGAAGAAGAAGAGGCUGGCUAGCUUCAACACAAACUCAACUAUAGGCAAGGGUUCUGCUAGCUUGUUGCAUGUAAGUCCUCACUUGAACUACUCUUUAUCCUACGCUGAAGGAAUUUAGCUAGCUAGGCCUUGUUUCAGUUUCUGGCAUGAUAUGAUAAUUCCCCAUUUCCGUUCCUCUAUCUACUCCCAAUAUCUGCUUUCCUUGACAAUUAAUUCCCCCCCUUUGUAUCAAUAGUUGUCUCACUCAAAGACAGUUAAAUUGCACUCCCGUUUGAAGCACUUUCCAGACUUGAAUCGGCUGGGGAUGGAAAUUUGUGUUCAAUCUAUCUCCUUAACCCUAGAUGCAUAUAUAGAGUUGAGUCUCAAUCUCCUUAGCCCUAGAUGCAUAUAUACGUACUUGCUGUGGUAAUUAUUCAUGCUCACAUAGAUCGAUCCCUAGCUUAAUUAGCUUGGUGGCUCACUUUUGGUAAAGUUGUAUUUAUAAUCAUACAUGUAAUAUAAAUAAAUUCUUGAGCUAGCUAAGUUGCGGUGUCGGUUAGCAUAGAAUAUAUAGUACGAGUCAUAUAUACGCAUACGAGAAAGGAAUUCAACAACAAUAGAAUUCAAACACGAGAUUGUAAGAAAAGCAAGCAGCUGAUGAUCGUAAUUUGGCAGUGUGGAGUUAAGAAGAUGUAUAACUAAUGUCAGCGAGUAGUUGAGAAGACAGAGAGGGCUGAGGAAGUAUGAUAGCAAGGGGCAGCGGAAGAGAGAAGUCGGUUGCGCAAGUAGAAGCCAAGCAAGAAGAUGCAGCAGCAGCAGCUGUAGCAGCAGGCAACAACACUAAUAGCAGCAGCAAUAUUGCAGCUCCCCAAACAGCAACUGCGAGCAGCAGAUGGUCGGCCUUCAGGAACCCGAGGAUAGUGAGGGUGUGUCGGUCGUUCGGAGGGAAAGACAGGCACAGCAAAGUGUGCACCGUGAGAGGGCUGAGAGACCGCAGAAUCCGGCUCUCCGUCCCCACCGCCAUCCAGCUCUACGACCUCCAGGACCGCCUCGGUGUCGGCCAGCCCAGCAAAGUCAUCGACUGGCUCAUCGACAACACCAAGGACGACAUCGACAACCUUCCCCCGCUCCAUUUCCCGCCUUCCUUCGCUCCUCACCACCCGCCGCUCUCCUACUACAACGGCCAGGCCGCCCCCAGCUUGUUCGAUUUCACCGCUGCUGCUACUACUCCAAACCACAACUAUUACAACUCCUUGAGGCAGUGGGAAGAAAACUCGUCCACCUCGUCAAUGAUGUCCUUGGGGCAGACCAGUAUUGGGAAUGAUGAUAUUGACGGUGGCGAGGACGAGGAUGACGACAACCACAACCACAACAACAACGAGGAUGGACGCCAAGCUGCUGCUGCUGCGGGUGGUGGUGGUGGGAUGUUCUUAAACCCGCGCUUCUACCAGUGGGUGGACUACAAUAAUAAUAAUAAUGCUCAUCAACAACAGCCAAUGCUGGGAUUAGGCAACAGCACCACCACCACCCAUAUGGCUUCGAGUAGUGGUAGUAAUGCGCUGCUGCAUCCUUCCUAUUUGGCGCUCUGCAACGAAGACACUAGUGCUACUGAUCAUGCUCGUCGUCAACCGUCGACGAUGAUGUCGUUAAUGCCGCCGCCGCCAUCCUACACGCCUUUGGAGAUGAUGGGUAGCCGUACUACUACUACUACUAGUCUUGGUGAUGAACAACAGCAGCAGCAGCAGCAGUUGAUGAACCGCUUCAACCUUAUGAGCUCCGCCACUUCAGCAAGGCCCUCGGCUCCUCCUUUUCCCUUCACUACUCACUUCCUCAAUCCCACUCCUGCCUUCUUUCAUCUACACAAUGACCAACCUCAUCGUCAUGACCAAGACCAACACAAUGACGGCACUUCCUAGUACACUACCACUGCCUUCUUAAUUAUUUCAUUUCAUCAUCAUAUAUAUAUACACGCAAGUAAGCUGUCUAUUAUACCUUGCCAGCUAGCUAUUCCGAGUGUUUGCAUUGCUCCACACUUUCAUAUAUACUUUUUAUAUGUGCAGGGAGAUAUAUAUAAGAACUAGAUAUGGUACUGUGGAUUUAUAUAUAUUAAUAUUUUUAUAGUUUACAAGUUAAUUUUGCUGCUUAAUCUGUAUAUUCGGUCAACAUUUUUCGUGCGAAUUGUUUUUUACUUCCUUGAGAUUAAUCACCUUUUAUGUUCCAAAUUUUCAAGACCAAUGUUUGCCAUUUCUUUGAGAGGAUGGAAAGGGAAGUCAUGAAACCAAUCUCAUGACUAAUAUAAUUAUUGGAUGACA